GCAAGCGCCACUUACUUUGGCCAUGGCCCGGAAAGCCUCCCGCCGGGUUUGGCUUUGGGCCCUCCUGGCGCCCUUCGGCUGCGCCUUCCUGGCACAACCCGCGCCAAGGGUUCUGCCCUCUGCCUGCGGCGCGGUGGGCAAAAGCGCGCCGCGGGUGGCGCGGGCAGCAGAGGCAGCGCCAGCAGAGUCAAAGCAGGCUGCGCUGGACAUCCUAGCCCAGUCAGCUCUGACUAAAGAGACGGAUCCCGAAGAAGUCUUCGACGCCAUCCGAGUGCUGGAGAAAGCGAAGAACAGAACGGGAGAAUCCGGCUUCGCCCACUUCUUGACGGGCGACUGGCGGCUCGUCUACACCACCGGCACCAAAAAGACCGAGACCGAUGUCGGGCGCAUCAACUACGUGCCAAUCACGGCGGUGCAGCGCUUUGAUAUGGACAAGAAGUUCAUUCGGAACGGGGUGUACCUGGGCCCAGUGUCUCUGGAGUUCGAAGGCACCCUCCGGUGGAUCGAGGAACGCCGGCGCAUGGAGUUCGACUUCGAGGAGCUGAAGAUUUGCGGCUUCAGCCCCUCGCUGCCGGACUGGCUGCGCAGCAUGGCGGGCAUGCGCAGCUCCUCUCCCUACAAGAAGCAGCCCGCCUUUGACUUCGUGGCGGUGGAUGAGCGCAUCGCUGCCGCACGGGGCGCAGGGGGCGGCGUGGCCCUUUGGCUACGCAACGAGCUCGCAGACUGAAGGGCUCCGAGCCCCGAUCGCUUUAGGGUAAUAGGGCGGGGCGAUUUGGAGGCCGCAUGCAAUCCGAU
Messenger RNA from Effrenium voratum, 795 nucleotides. Lineage: Eukaryota; Dinophyceae; Suessiales; Symbiodiniaceae. The record is from the annotation of a GenBank genome assembly.